Messenger RNA from Gambusia affinis (western mosquitofish), 1244 nucleotides. RefSeq names its product trace amine-associated receptor 13c-like. The record is from RefSeq and is a predicted model, not a curated record. Gene Ontology annotation, cellular component: membrane. Lineage: Eukaryota; Metazoa; Chordata; Actinopteri; Cyprinodontiformes; Poeciliidae. Bases 1 to 1032 code for a protein of 343 amino acids. The transcript is spliced from 4 exons. Gene Ontology annotation, biological process: G protein-coupled receptor signaling pathway. Gene Ontology annotation, molecular function: trace-amine receptor activity.
AUGAUAGCAGAAGACCGGAAAAUACUAAUAAAAGAGCACGGCGAGACGCGGGGUAAAAAACUGUGGUUUCCAGGCCGAAACGGGAGACUUGGCCGCUCCUGCAGGAAGCCCACACUUCACUGGUCUGAAGUCGUUCUCCUGAACUCUGUGCUGCUCUUCAUCUCACUGAUCACUGUAGUGUUCAACCUCCUCAUCAUCAUCUCAGUCUCACACUUCAGGCAGCUCCACACUCCUACAAACAUCCUCCUCCUCUCUCUGGGUGUUUCAGACUUUUUUGUUGGUCUCCUGUUGAUGCCUUUUGAAAUCUACAGAUUUACAUUCUGCUGGUUUCUUGGAGAUGCCAUGUGUGUUUUGCUUUGUUUUUUGAUUUGUAACCUCAUCAGUGCUUCGAUCUGGAACAUUGUUUUAAUAUCAGUCGACCGCUGUAUUGCUAUCUGUUACCCUCUGCAUUAUCCCACCAGAAUCUCAUUGACCAGAAUCAAAUAUUGUGUUUGUCUGUGUUGGUUCUGUGCUUCUUCCUGCAGCUUUGUCUAUUCAAAUGAUAUGAUGGUUCAGUCUGGCAGGAGUAAUUCCUGCAUUGGAGAAUGUAAAUUUAUCAUAAGCUACAUUCUAGGAACAUUUGAUCUUAUUUUUAAUUUCAUACUUCCAGUGAUGAUCAUCAUAGUUCUGUAUUUGAGAGUAUUUGUGGUGGCUGUGUCUCAGGCUCGUUCCAUGCGCUCUCACAUUACAGUCGGCACGUUUCAUUCAGCGACAUCAAGAACAAAGAGAUCAGAGUUAAAAGCAGCCAGGACUCUGGGGGUUCUAGUUGUUGUAUAUCUAAUGUGUUACUGUCCAUAUUACUGCUACUCUUUAGUUGGGAUUAGUUUAACUAAUACCUCUUAUUCAUUUUCUUUGUUUUUCCUCGGUUAUGUCAACUCUUGUCUGAACCCAGUGAUCUACGCUCUGUUCUACCCCUGGUUCAGAAAAGCUGUUAAAAUCAUUGUUACUCUACAGAUCCUGCAGCCUGGCUCACGUGAGGCCAACAUACUGUGAAUACACUGCUGACUGACUGAAAUCAGAACAAGAGAGAUUCAUCAUUAAACAUUUCUAUUUAGUAGUUUUCACAUUUAAAUGAACUGUUUUGUGUCAUAAAUCAACAAACAAAAUUAGAUGUUGUUUAGGGGAGUUGGGAACAAAUGUACUAAAUACUAUCUUUGAUCUUUCUUGUUCUUCAAGAUUAUUUAAAAUAUUCAAAAAAUGUCUUU